AGUAAUAAAAUAAUAAAUCAUAAAUAUAAUAAAUCGAUUAUCGUGAUUGAGAUUUAAUUGUUUAAAGACUCGAGAAAAGGAUUAAUUAAAUCAGUGUUAAUACGCGUGUGUAUAAAUAAAAGGGAACUUCAAAGUGACAACACGAUUGGUAAGGAUAGAUCAUCGUAGAUCAUCAUAGAUCAUCAUCGUUGAUCAUUUAAGAGGAUAGCAGAAAAGAAGACAAAUUCAAGGAUACAAGGAAUCGUUUUCUUGCCGAUCGUGGAGGUGGAGGGUACGACAAAUCGAAAGAAGUAGACGACAACAAUCCCCGUCGGCCGUCGGCAGAAAGAAAGAAAGAGACAGAGAGAGAAGAUCAAGAAGUAGAAGAAGAAGAAAGAAGAAAAAGGAGAGAGAGAGAGAGAGAGAGAGAGAUCUUGUGACCAAUAGGGUGUUAAAGGCCCAAAGAUUCUGCCAACGCAGCAGCUCGGCGCUGCGGUCGCUCCAUGGCCGGGCGCCACCGGCCUCCUCGCCUCCGUCACCGCUGACGAUAUGGCACACAAGGGUCACAGUGGAGUGAACCAAUUAGGUGGUGUCUUCGUCGGUGGUAGGCCACUUCCGGAUUCGACGAGGCAAAAGAUCGUCGAACUUGCACAUUCCGGUGCACGUCCUUGCGAUAUCUCAAGGAUCCUGCAGGUCAGCAAUGGCUGUGUUUCGAAGAUCCUUGGCAGGUACUAUGAGACCGGAUCCAUAAGGCCAAGGGCCAUUGGCGGUAGCAAGCCGCGAGUGGCCACGACGGAAGUCGUCAACAAGAUUUCACUUUAUAAAAGUGAAUGUCCGUCGAUUUUUGCUUGGGAAAUAAGAGAUCGUUUAUUGCAAGAAGGCGUCUGCACCAAUGACAACAUUCCAAGCGUUUCGUCAAUCAACAGGGUAUUGAGAAAUUUGGCAGCGCAAAAGGAACAAAGGCAACAACAACAACAACAGCAACAGGGUGUUGGUGGUGUUGGCGUUGGCGUUGGUGUCGGAGUUGGUGCUGGUAGUCCUGCCGAGAGUGUUUACGACAAGCUCAGGCUACUGAACGGACAGACCACUGGUUGGCCAAGACCUAAUCCUUGGUAUCCGUCGGGCGCGGGAAGCCCUUUUCCAAGUCUUCAGCCUAGUCUGAGUCCGAGCCAUUGCACAGCGCUACCGCCUGAUCCCGCCGAUAUUCUCCACUCCAAAAAGGUGGCUGAUCUCGAAGGUGGUACCCAUUCCGAUGAAACCAACAGCGGUGGUGAUAACAGUAACGCUGGUAGCGUAUCCGGUGGUGCCGACGACGAUCAAGCUCGUUUAAGACUUAAAAGAAAACUUCAGAGAAAUCGUACGAGCUUCAGCAACGAGCAGAUCGACGCCCUUGAAAAGGAAUUUGAGAGGACGCAUUAUCCGGACGUGUUUGCGAGAGAACGACUGGCUGGAAAGAUUGGCCUACCGGAAGCUCGAAUACAGGUAUGGUUUUCGAAUCGGCGGGCAAAGUGGAGACGAGAGGAGAAAUUGCGUACGCAACGGAGGGACAACCCGCAGCAGCAACAACAGCAACAGCAGCAACAACAACAACAACAGCAGCAGCAACAACAGCAACAACAACCGCAGCCUCAGCCACAACAACAAUCUCAUACGGCAGGUGUUAGCCUGGUGGGUGGUGGUCAUCCUACGCCACCUCCACCUACUGGAAUACUUGGUGGACAGGCACCACCGCAAGCACCACCGUCGCCACCAAGAAUACACCAUGGAUUUGCACCGACCGCUGUUUAUCCAGGAAUACCUAGUAUGCCGGACUCGUACAGUCCCAUGACAUCAAUGCCAAGCUUCACGAUGUCAGGUGGUAGUCAACAGAAUCAACACACGACGAGCAGCAUGUCUUCAUUAUCAGGCUCUCUUUCGGGUUCAUUAUCAGGCUCACUAUCGGGAGGUGGAAUGGGCCCAAUGGGUAUGACGGUUGGCAUGACUGUUGGCCCUAGUCCAGGCGCGUGCCUUCAACAACGUGACAAUGGUUACUCUUGUGGCGUGGCACGACCACCGAGCUACGAACCACUUCAUUUGGGAUACGGUGCGAGGCCAACCUGCAGUCCGACCCAGCCUUACCACACCGCGGGCCUUAAUCAGUACAAUCAGAACGCCAGCUCGACCGGUUUAAUAUCACCGGGUGUGAGCGUACCGAUCGCAGUACCAGGCCAACCAGCACCAGAUAUGGCGGCGCAAUAUUGGUCACCAAGGCUACAGUGACCGUGGUGGUCCUCGACGUCGACCUCGUCCUCGUAGGCACGAGUCUCUUCG
Molecule: messenger RNA, 2289 nt
Organism: Polistes dominula (European paper wasp)
Lineage: Eukaryota; Metazoa; Arthropoda; Insecta; Hymenoptera; Vespidae
Product: paired box protein Pax-6
Biological process (GO): anatomical structure development; regulation of transcription by RNA polymerase II
Molecular function (GO): RNA polymerase II cis-regulatory region sequence-specific DNA binding; DNA-binding transcription factor activity, RNA polymerase II-specific
Source: RefSeq, a predicted model, not a curated record